CACCCGCUCCACUAAUGCGCCCCCCCACACUCUGGAGCAGCCCAGUGGAUAUCCGUACAUACAUCAUCGUCAACCUGCAGCUUGCGACAUCCGCCCAGUCGCAGCUCUCCCGAACUCAGCUUACUCAGGGAAGCCAUCAACGUAACGAAGCGCGUGCCAACAAAUCCCGACACCCACCAUGGCGACUGACGACGGAGGCGCCAUGUUUCCCGGCGGCGGCGGCGAUGGCGACCGCGUCAAAUUCGAGCCGUCGAUGCUGAACAGCAUCUUCACGGCCCCGAGCCUGCCCUUUUGGGCCCUCGCCUCCGGCUUCACCAAUCAAUGGUAUCAGACCCAAAUCAGCGACGCUGUCCGGUACGCCGCCAUGGCAAUACACCGUCCGCUGGACGUUCGAGAGGCCAGGGCCAUAGCCGAACACACGGCCACCGGCUUCCACCUGCAGGCCACAUACGAGCCGCCGAUUUGGAUCGCCUCGGCGUGGUUCAUGGAGCGCCGCUAUCGCGCCACAUUGCGCCUCCCCUUCUGGAGGCCCGACCCAGCCAAGUACAAUAUAUCCUCCUUCCCGAGCAUAGCCAAGCCCACCCUUGUCGGGCCCCAAGCCCGCUUGGCCUGGAUAGCCAUGCGAUUCAUCGUUUACGGAGGCGUAACCCACUACGCCAUCACCGGUCCUCUCAUAUUUUUCUGGGGACGCGCUGUCACCAUGGCGGGCUUCCUGGGCGACGAAGAUCUCCAAGAGUUCCGCGAGAAACUAAAGAUGCACCAAGCACAGCGGGCUGGCGGCUUUAUUCCUGGGAUGGGCGAGAUGCCACAGAAGCCCCAGCAAGACGAAGAAGAAGGAGCAACAUACUCGUCAUACGGCGGCGCCUCAGAAGUAACUAGUGCCCCGGCACCUCGAAAGUCAGCCUGGCAGGCGCGCUGGGAAAACACGCAGAGACAGAAACAGGAGGCGGAGGUGCGGCGCCGUACGCAGGACGAUGACGACGCAGACCUGUUUAACGACGCCUCCCUCGUCGCCCCGUCCGCUCCUCCGGCCGCGGCUUCGAGCGCCCCACAGACAGGGUCCGCGUGGGAAAAGCUCAGGAAGAAUCCGGCGGCCGAGGCCGGCGCAUCACAAAGCUGGGCAGCUCGGCGCCAACAGCAGCAGCAGCAAAAUUCUACCAAGGACGACGAGUAUGUGUACUCGACGCAGGAACGAAACACCGCCAGCGAAAAGGAGAAGGCGCAAAGGGAGUUUGAUGCGAUGCUUGAACGGGAGAGGAGUGGCCAGGGGAGCAACUCAAAUAAUCGUCGCUUCUGAAAUGUACGGCGGGGUUCCGGACUCUUGUGUGACUAACUAGAUACCUAGGUACCUGACAUACGUAUACGUGACUGAGGUUACUCGCGGUUCGACCGUGUGUAUCAUCGAUUUUUUUUUUUUUUUUUUUUUU
Lasiosphaeria miniovina is the source of this 1427-nucleotide messenger RNA. RefSeq lists its product as uncharacterized. Bases 179 to 1297 code for a protein of 372 amino acids. The transcript has a single exon. Lineage: Eukaryota; Fungi; Ascomycota; Sordariomycetes; Sordariales; Lasiosphaeriaceae. The record is from RefSeq and is a predicted model, not a curated record.